ACAUAACCUCUUCCCCUAACAAUUAGCAAUUAAUAAUUAACAAAAUGAAUAAAAUACAUUGUUUAUAAAAUUUUGUUAAAUAAAAAACAAGAAUUUAUUUGAGACGUAUAUCCCUAUUUAAAAAAGUAAACAAAAUAUUCUUAAAUUCAAAAUCUGCCAUGUGACUUUUCCUGUAUAUAUAAACAAAAAAGGCAAAAGUCAUGUAAGCAAAUUGAAAUUAAAUUCUUAAUUCAAAAAUAAGCCUUACACUUGCCUAUUUUUACAAUAAUAAUAGAAAAUAUGAAAUUUUUAACUAAAAUUUCUCAUUCAAUCUGUAAAAGAUUAUUGCAUACAGAAUUGAAAAAGAACAAAACUAUUCAAUGGAUACAACCAGAUGGUUUUAAAACAAACAUUACUUUGUACAAUAGUUUAUUAAAAUCAAAAUUUCCAUUGAUAUUGAAGAAUAAAAAUGUCGUGACAUGGUACAUGUGUGGGCCGACUUUAUACGAUUCGGCUCAUAUUGGACACGCUAGUACUUAUGUAAGAUGCGACAUCAUUCGGAGGAUACUGACGAAUUUUCACAAUCUAGAUGUAGUUUUAAUAAUGGGACUGACUGAUAUCGAUGAUAAAAUAAUAAAACGUUCGCAAGAAACAAAUCAGUCGUGGAAAAAUCUAACAAUGUUUUAUGAGGAGGAAUUUUUUCGAGAUAUGAAAUUGUUGAAUGUUGCAAAGCCCUAUAUGAGUUGCAGAGUGACGGAUAAUAUAGAGAAAAUUAUUAAAUUUAUCGAGAAUAUUUUUAAAAACGAUGCUGCUUAUCAAGCUAACGACGGUUCCGUAUAUUUUGAUACAUUAAAAUUUGGAAAUUAUGGAAAAUUUAGACAAUGUCAGGAAGAAAAGCAGGAUUCAAUUAAGAAAUCGUCGUUGGAUUUUGCUUUAUGGAAGGCAGCCAAAGAGAAUGAACCAUUUUGGGAGUCUCCUUGGGGAAAUGGAAGACCGGGUUGGCACAUUGAAUGCAGCGUGAUGGCUAGUGCGAUUUUUGGAAGUCAGAUCGACAUUCACAGCGGUGGGAAAGAUUUGGAAUUUCCCCAUCAUGAGAAUGAGGAAGCUCAAUCUUGCUGUCAUCAUGGAAUAGAACAAUGGAUCAAUUAUUGGAUUCACACGGGUCAUUUACAUUCGCAAGGAGAUGUGAAAAUGUCCAAAAGUUUGAAAAAUACAAUUUCAAUCGAAGAGUUUCUUAAAAAGCACAGCGGAAAUGAAUUUAGAUUACUGUGUUUAAUGACACACUACAGAAAAGAUCUCGAGUUCUCAGAGGAUUCGAUGCAAUUGGCAGUUUCCACACUUAGCAAAAUUGAAAAUUUCAUCAGCGAUUGUCGAAGUUAUGUAGCCGGGGAACUGAACGGAGGAUUCAUUGACGAGUCUUUUCUUCUGACGAGUUUGACGAACACUAGAAACACAAUUGAAAUUGCUCUUGCUGACGAUUUUAAUACACCGGAAGUUGUGCAUUCAAUUGUUGAUCUCGUCAAAAUUGGAAAUAAAAUGCUGCAACAAACAUCGAAAGAUUCUCAAGUGAGAAAUCCAUCGGCUGUCGCGUCAGUUUCCAAUUACAUUACAACUGUACUUACAAAAUUAGGUCUUGAGAGUUACAAAGCAACGGAAGAAAAUCAAUUCGUCUUGACCGAAAUUCUCGAUAAUUUUGUCGCUUUUCGUAAAUCGAUUAGAACUAAAGCUUUGGAGGAUCCGAAAGAUAUAAAUACCUUGAAGAUGUGCGAUGAGGUCAGACAAAAUUUACUCUCCUGUGGAAUUCAAAUUAAGGUAUCUGAGUAAUUUUCCAAUUUUUAGUUCA
Messenger RNA from Leptopilina heterotoma, 1822 nucleotides. It is a transcript of the gene CysRS-m, whose product is annotated as probable cysteine--tRNA ligase, mitochondrial. Gene Ontology annotation, biological process: cysteinyl-tRNA aminoacylation. Gene Ontology annotation, molecular function: ATP binding; cysteine-tRNA ligase activity. The coding region runs from base 280 to 1803 and encodes 507 amino acids. Lineage: Eukaryota; Metazoa; Arthropoda; Insecta; Hymenoptera; Figitidae. The transcript is spliced from 7 exons. The record is from RefSeq and is a predicted model, not a curated record. Gene Ontology annotation, cellular component: cytoplasm.